Messenger RNA from Cutaneotrichosporon cavernicola, 1389 nucleotides. RefSeq lists its product as uncharacterized. The record is from RefSeq and is a predicted model, not a curated record. Bases 1 to 1389 code for a protein of 462 amino acids. The transcript is spliced from 2 exons. NCBI's taxonomy places the organism in Eukaryota, Fungi, Basidiomycota, Tremellomycetes, Trichosporonales, Trichosporonaceae.
AUGUCGUCCCCAUCAAAACCCUCCGCGCUGCCUACCCAGCCUCCCGGCAGCCCGAAGAAGGAGAAGGCUGCGCCCGCCCCCGCCAAAGAGAAGGCAGACAAGGCGGACAAGAAGCCCAACGCUAAGGCAGACAAGGCAGCCCGUCGUGCAGCCAAGCUCGCCACCCGCCCUCCCCCACCCCCCGAGGCACCCGCGCAGCAGGCUGGCUCCGCUGCUCCCACCACGGCCCAGGCGGCAGGCAAUCCCGCCGGUCCGUCGCGUCACCGCCGUGCCGUGGCUGCAGCCGAGGCGGCAUCGACCCGCCCCGCUGCUCCACCCAACCCUGCGCAGCAGUACUUCUCGCAUCUCCCUCUCCCUCGUGACGCCGGCACGCCAGCGGCCUUUGAGUCGGGCAAGAUUCAUCCCUUGGUGGUGCGCCUCGGUGUCCUCAUCGCGUCGGGUACGUUGCGCGGUGCGUCGGCGCGUACAAUGGCUGUUCUUGAGGCAUUCCGCGAGGUCGUGCAUGACUACGUGUGUCCCGAGGACGCCGUGUUCUGGAAGGACCUCAACUCGCACAUCUCGCCCAUGAUCGCGUACCUUGAGACGUGCCGGCCCAAGGGUGUUGGUGUUGGUAACGCGAUCCGGUGGUUCAAGGGCGAGAUUACACGGCUCGGUGAGAACGAGACGGACGCGACUGAGACCGCGCAAAAGGCCGCCCUGUCCGCCGCGAUUGAUGUGUAUAUCCGCGAUCGUAUCGUUGUUGCGGGACAGGUUAUUAGCGAUAACGCGCGCGAGAAGAUCAAGCCCGACGACGUUAUUGUGGUGUAUGCGCGCUCGAGUGUAGUCGAGCGUGCACUGCUCGACGCGAUCGACGAGAUGAAGGCCAAGGACCGCAACGCCAGCUUUUCCGUUGUCGUCGUCGACUCGAGGCCCCUUCAGGAAGGCCGUGAGCUCCUCGCGACUCUCACUGCGGGUGGUAUUCCCUGCACGUACACGCUCCUUCCCCUCGCUGCGACUGCGAUUUCGCGCGCGUCGCUCGUUCUCCUCGGCGGCUCGUCGCUCAAUUCGGACGGCGCGCUGCACUCGCGCGCGGGAACGGCCGUCGUCGCUAUGCUGGCCAAGGAGUACCGUGUUCCUGUCGUCGCAUGCGUCGAGACGUUCAAGCUAAGCGAGCGCGUCGCUCUCGACGACCUCGCGAACAACGAGCUCGGCGCGGCGCACGACCUUUUCUCCAUCCCGACCGCGCCGGCGCUGCAGCUUCCUGAGCCCCUGCCCAAGUCGCUCUCCACCCUUACGCUGCUGUACGACCUCACGCCGCCCGAGCACAUUACGGCUGUGUGCACCGAAGUCGGGUUCAUCCCGCCUUCCUCGGUGCCGACGCUGCUGGGCAAGAGCGCCAUCACGGCCUGA